UGCGCAGUAUGGGGCGGGAUGGAGGCCUGGUGGGGUCAUUCCAGCGCAAGCGCAGUGCGGUGUUUGUCUGAGGGUCGGACGGGCGGGAGGUGCGCGGUGGCGGCGGCGGCGGCGGCGGCGGCGGUGGGGAAGAUGGCGGCGUCCUCCCUAGAACAGAAGCUAUCCCGCCUGGAGGCGAAGCUGAAGCAGGAAAACCGCGAGGCCCGGCGGAGGAUCGACCUGAACCUGGAGAUCAGUCCGCAGCGGCCCAGGCCGAUUAUUGUGAUCACUCUAAGCCCUGCUCCUGCCCCGUCCCAACGAGCAGCUUUGCAGCUCCCUCUGGCCAAUGACGGGGGUAGCCGAUCACCUUCCUCUGAGAGCUCCCCUCAGCAACCCACCCCACCAGCUCGUCCCCGGCACAUGUUGGGGCUCCCACCACCACUGUUCAUGCCACGUAGCAUGGAGAGCAUAGAAAUUGACCAGAAGCUGCAGGAAAUCAUGAAACAGACAGGCUACCUGACCAUUGGAGGCCAGAGGUACCAGGCGGAGAUCAAUGACCUGGAGAACCUAGGUGAGAUGGGCAGUGGCACAUGUGGCCAGGUCUGGAAGAUGCGAUUCAAGAAGACAGGCCACAUCCUUGCUGUCAAGCAAAUGCGCCGCUCUGGAAACAAGGAAGAGAACAAACGAAUUCUCAUGGACCUGGAUGUGGUGCUCAAGAGCCAUGACUGUCCAUACAUUGUUCAAUGCUUUGGGACGUUCAUCACAAAUACAGAUGUCUUCAUUGCCAUGGAACUUAUGGGCACCUGUGCUGAAAAACUAAAGAAGAGAAUUCAAGGGCCCAUCCCAGAGCGGAUCUUAGGCAAGAUGACUGUGGCUAUUGUUAAGGCGCUCUAUUACCUGAAGGAGAAGCAUGGUGUGAUCCACAGAGAUGUGAAGCCCUCCAACAUCCUACUUGAUGAGCGGGGCCAGAUCAAGCUCUGUGACUUUGGGAUCAGUGGCCGUCUGGUAGACUCCAAAGCCAAGACGAGAAGUGCUGGCUGUGCAGCUUACAUGGCGCCGGAGCGGAUAGACCCUCCAGACCCUACUAAGCCUGAUUAUGAUAUCCGAGCAGAUGUGUGGAGCCUGGGAAUCUCACUGGUGGAGCUGGCAACUGGGCAGUUCCCCUACAAGAACUGCAAGACUGAUUUUGAGGUCCUCACCAAGGUCCUGCAGGAAGAACCACCCCUUCUGCCCAGUAAUAUGGGCUUCUCGGUGGACUUUCAGUCCUUUGUUAAAGACUGCCUUACUAAAGAUCACAGGAAGAGACCAAAGUACAAUAAGCUACUUGAACACAGCUUCAUCAAACGAUAUGAGAUGUUGGAAGUGGAUGUGGCAUCCUGGUUCAAGGAUGUCAUGGCGAAGACAGAGUCCCCCCGGACUAGCAGCAUCUUGAGCCAACAUCACCUUCCCUUCUUCAGGUAGCCAAGAGGUGACCAGCCUGGGAGGGUCAGCAGGGGCUGGGGGAGAAGGGGGCAAGACAAAUGGCCAGUCAGCCUGCUCCUCCCCCCACUCCAGCUGCAGUAGGGGCUUUGCCACCCUGGCCCCAAGACGUACCAGUCUUCCACUUGCCUCCCCCCAUGCUGGCGGGCCAGAUGUCACAUGGAGCUGGGGAGGGAGUACGAAAACAUGGACAGCCACAGAGAGCUGAAGACAAAGUGGGGGCCCUCCAGACCCGCCUCCCCCCACCCCCUGCCUUUCAGCUGAGGACAAACUGGCACCAAUCAGGCCUCCGGCUUUUUUCCUGGGGGAGAGCUGAAUGCCCCCCUCCCCCCCGACACUGUGAACAGAAGAUGGAAGACAGGUCCACCAUUAGACUCUAUUUAUUCAGUUGUAACCUCUGGGCUUGGUGGGCUCCUGGAAGCCCAGGAGAGAGCUGCCUGAAUCUUUACUCUCUUUGCCUUCUCUCGUGCCCACUCUUCUGGCUUGAGGAUUCAAUUUGUAAGCCACAAGGGCUGGGGUAGGGUGGCCUGGGAGGGGUUGCUUGCUGCUCUGUGUGUGUCACUCCCAUGGUUUUUGUCUCUGGGAAUGUGGUGGGGGCAGGAGAGGAGCGCA
This is a messenger RNA of Gracilinanus agilis (Agile Gracile Mouse Opossum), 2070 nucleotides long. It is a transcript of the gene MAP2K7, whose product is annotated as mitogen-activated protein kinase kinase 7. The coding region runs from base 19 to 1440 and encodes 473 amino acids. NCBI's taxonomy places the organism in Eukaryota, Metazoa, Chordata, Mammalia, Didelphimorphia, Didelphidae. The transcript has 12 exons. Gene Ontology annotation, molecular function: ATP binding; protein kinase activity. Gene Ontology annotation, biological process: protein phosphorylation. The record is from RefSeq and is a predicted model, not a curated record.